Molecule: messenger RNA, 5193 nt
Organism: Phyllostomus discolor (pale spear-nosed bat)
Lineage: Eukaryota; Metazoa; Chordata; Mammalia; Chiroptera; Phyllostomidae
Gene: C2H3orf70
Product: chromosome 2 C3orf70 homolog
Exons: 2
Coding region: 343-1095 (250 amino acids)
Source: RefSeq, a predicted model, not a curated record
UGUGUGUGUGUGUGUGUGUGUGUGUGUGGAGGCCGGGGUAGCGGAGGAACGCGAGUGGUCUGCCCCGCUGGCUGGCGCGCGCCUGUGUGCGCGUGCGCGUGGGGCGCGGCGAGCGCGGCGACGACGGAGGGAGGGGAGAGGUGGCGGCAGGCCCAGCCCCCGGUCGCAGAGCCCGGGGCGGCUCCUCCGCUAGCCUGGGACCGCCGCACUCCUGCCGCUGCCACGCGCUGCUGUGACUCUCGGCCCGCGUCGCGCCUUCCCGCGCCUGCAGCCGACUGGGCUCUCUGUCCGCCCAGACGCCACUUCUCGGGGCUUUCGAUCUCGGUUGCGGAGGGAGAGGAAAUGAGUGCCGCGGAGGCUCCAGCGCCGGAGCGGGGUUGGAAGAGUGAGAAAGUGGACGAGGCUCAGGCCCUGGCGCGGAGUUGUGCAGCUCGCAGACCCGACUUUCAGCCGUGCGACGGGCUCUCCAUCUGUGCCACGCACAGCCAUGGCAAGUGCUUCAAGCUGCACUGGUGCUGCCACCUAGGAUGGUGUCACUGCAAAUACGUGUACCAGCCCAUGACCCCCGUGGAGCAGCUUCCGAGCACGGAGAUCCCUGCAGAGCCUCGGGAGCCCACAAACACCAUUCAGAUCUCAGUCUCCCUCACUGAACACUUUCUGAAGUUUGCAUCUGUCUUCCAGCCUCCACUCCCGCCUGAUUCACCAAGGUACUGUAUGAUCUCAGACCUCUUUAUUGACAACUAUCAGGUUAAAUGUAUUAAUGGGAAGAUGUGUUACGUGCAGAAGCAGCCGGCACCACAGUCCCACAAAAUGAGCCCUCAGGAGGUCUCUGCACACGAUGCCUUAAUUUCAAAAGAGAGCAAUACACCAAAAAUAGAUCACUGCUCUUCUCCCUCAAGUUCUGAGGACUCUGGGAUCAAUGCCAUCGGGGCUCACUAUGUGGAAUCGUGUGAUGAGGACACAGAAGAGGGAGCAGAACUGAGCUCAGAGGAAGAUUACAGUCCAGAGAGCAGCUGGGAACCGGACGAGUGCACCCUUCUGUCUCCGUCGCAGUCCGACCUGGAGGUGAUCGAAACGAUAGAAACCACCGUGUGAGAGUCGGGACAGGAGGCUGCGCCCUCUGGUCCAAGCUGAGCUUUUGUACUUUUGUUGGCUGGAUCAUUUUUCCAGUGCAGCUGGUAUUUUCUACCCCUAACAACCGUAGCAAUUCAGUGGUCUGCUGAUUAGCUUCCCUCUUAAAUUAGUGUUAUAACUCUGACAUUUGUUUUCUUUUAUAACUUGACUUAUUUUCUACGUAGCAUCUGGUGUCAUGAAUUGUGACCCAGCCUUAAUUUCACUGGGAACUUUGUAAGCGAUGAAGUGAUGAUCACAGACUAUAAUGGACCGAGUUGAGGAGCCACCCGAGUGAAGGAGACAGUGCUUUCUGAACGCCCAGUUCUUCACAGAAAAGCCUUGGCAUUCCUUCCGGCAUGCCGACAGGCACCCCUGUGGCCCUGCCAGCCCUGUGCGGGAGUGGGCUCCCCUGAGGGGGGCAGCCUGUGGCCUGGUAGAUGCCAUUCUGCCCCUUUCUGCUUCUCCACACCAUCUGCUUGGGUGGGCCAGUUGCCUGGCGUCUAGGAGGGUAAGGGGGUCCAGCUUGGCCACUACUUACGGCCAGUGUCUGAACAACCCACCAUCACCUGGGCUGCACUAGACCUUCAUUUACAAAGAGAUGACAUCUUCAGUUUCGUGCUCCAUCCAGCUCUCGCUGAGCCACCUCCGCUCUGCAGUGCGCUAUGGGGAAACAGAAUGAGUAAGACCUGGCUCCCUGCGUGAAGGGAACCAUAGUGCAGCAGUGGAGAGAACACAUGCAGGUGACAUUACCCAGAGUGCUCUGGGAACCCAGGGGAAGGAGAGCUGUUCUUGGCUUGUAGCUGGGGAAUGUGUUACAGCAUUUGAGCUGCUCUCCCGGGUGGGUUUCCUAACAUUUCCCUGCUUUUCUUAAUUGUUCUUGAAAUCCGAAAAAAAAAAAACCUUUUAGGAAGUUAUAUAGGUAUUAUAUUUAGGAGGCAGCCACAUCUGAUGUCUUAAGAAAGUAUCAGUAAUAGUUUUAGUUAGCCUGGAAAUGCUAAAGACAGCAGUCCUUUAGGGAUUAGGGAUUAGGAAUGAAUCUAAUAGGUUUGAUGAAUUUGCUUCAUUUGGUUAUAUGAAGCUUUAGAAUGGCUUGGGUGAGAAAUGGGUUAGAAUUCAGUAUGAUGCAUGUUUUUUUAUGCAAAUGCAAAAGCAGUUGAAAUAGUGCACUGCUGAGUCAGGAGAAAAUACUUUGUGUAAUAUUCACUCACUUUACUAUAGUAAUAUUCAUGGUCUGUUGUACAUGUUCUCUUUUCUCACACAUGCAAAAUAGUGAGUAAUUCUUAUUUAGCUCUCUUCAGAAUUCUACUCCUCAUCUCCAUUUACGCCAGGUGUUCUUGUGUGAGCUGGUUAUCUGCCAUUUCUCCAGAUCUCCUCUCCGUGAGACGUAGCUAAGAAUCCGGGAAAUUUAACAUAUGGCCUAGUGAAACUCGAACUGUCAAAGCUGGAGAUAGAGAAGUAGUUCUUACAGCCUGACUGUCCGUGAGUGUGCUCUUGCGGCGUUAUCUCGUGCUGUGUCACCACCAUGGCACCUCUCUUAUGUGCUACGUUAGUUUGUGUUUUAAAAAAUAAGAGGCCUAUUGUGUUCCUCUCUGAAGCCUCCACUUGGCUUCCCUCACAAAUCACUCUGGGCAGAAUCUGCUUUCCUAGUUGUAUGUGUAGUUCAAGUGAUUGGCUAGAACACUUUAUUAGGUUGAAGUGCCCAGAACACCCAUUGGGAUUAGAACGCAGAGUAUGCAUAUCCCUGCGAGAACAGUGUCCAUUAAAACUUUCUAUGCUGGGUGAGAAUGCAGCGUAAGGUUCCCACUCACUGAAAUGUACGGAUGCAACAAGUCAAACCAGUAAGGUGGUGAGAAGAGCUGCAGGAACAGGAGGGCCCAGGAGGCUUAGGGACAGACAUCGGCUGAGCCUGCGAGAGGCUCUCAGUGCCUCUGUGACUGCGUGGCCAGCUGCAGGCGAGCCCAGAAACCAUGCAGUCUGCCGCCGUGUUCGGGGCGGUGACAGCAACAUCAGGGCCCUGUCUGCACCCCCACCCGGUCCCAUUGGAUUCCCCAGUGUGUGCUCAAAGGCCCCCCCGCCCUCCCCGUGCUGUUCCUACCAGUUCUCUGCUCUGGGCCCACAUCCCUGUCCCUUACACGAACUGGACUCAACCACAAGGUCUUUAAAGCCAUGGAAAUACAUGGUCGCAGGGCCAUGGUUCUGAAGCUGGCUGUGUGGGGGUUGGGCCCUUUAUCAGUAAUAUCUGUAACUUUUAAAACUCCUGAACUGCCAUUCAGAGUAGCCACAAUUUUAAUGGAAUUUUUGGAUUUAAUAAUGGUUGAUAUCACUUUAAAUAUUUGCACAAUCUCUUUGUAAUUAAAAACUCACUAAGCUUUCCUUACUACUAUUUUAUAGAAUUGGAGAUGUUCCAUUGGAUUCUAAAUAUUAGAUGCUCCUGGAUCUCAAAAUAACCUUUUCUAAACAAGCACAAGCAACAAUUUCUUUUGUCCUAGCACUGUUGAUAUUAAUAAGUCUCUAGAAAAUCAUAUAUGAUCGAACCAGAAUUGUUUUUUUAUGCUUGCAUUCCAAAACAACUGAUAAGGAUAUAAAGACAUGUAGCCUCAACUUCAAUUCUAGGCCUGUUCUGUUCUAUAUUAUAUAAAAGAAUCUCUCUGUAAUCCUGAUACUAUAUUACUCAUUUGUAUAAGCAUAUUUAUAGGCACUUUAGAAAACAUUUAGACGUGCAUUGUAUCGUCGGACACAGUGGUGUUAAGUAGCCCUUGGUUCACACUCGUGCGUUGAGAGGCGAGGGCUUUCUCAUCCGCACCCGGUGGCGGUGGUGUGCUCGCCUGGAGCAGAGGCACGGGCUGUGUGGGGGGAGAGACGGCCUUCUCGGGCUUGCGUAGACACCUGGCUCCAUUCCCACUUUCUGAAAGUUGGUAUGAAGCUAUUAGGUAGAAGGUAGAAAAUAAGUGCUGUGUGGAACUUAGCUUUCUUAUUUAACCAAGAUUUACUUUAGAAUUUUCAGGUUUCAGAUAAUUCUGACUUUUCUGAGAAAUGACAAAGGAAUUAAAAUGCUUUGUGGUUGUAGUUAGUUGGUACAUUAACAAAUAAGGCUUUACCAUCAUAUCUAGAUAUAUUUUUUUAACCUUGUAAUUUUCAAUAUUCAAAAAGAGAAUUUGAGGGAAAUCCUGAAGAAAACAAGGUUGCUGUGUUAGAAAGGGAGAACUUGUAGUUUAUGGUACCACUACACAAAAUAAAAGACCACUCAAACCAGAGCCAAACUGGAAGUUGUCCAGAAGCACCUUUUGGAUUUGAUUUCAACUUGAGGGUGGGGUUUGAUUUUUUAACCUCCACUUCCUGGCCUGUUGGAUACAUCACACUUUUUUUGGAACUGAUCAUAACAACUCCUUUUAUGCAAAUUUCUCUAUUUGGGUAAUAGGAUGUAACCAGAUAAUGUAUAAAGCUGUCAAAAUAGCAGGUAUAUUUAGCAGUAUAAAUACUGCUAGGCAAGAAAAACGGCGUAGUAAGAUAAAAUAAUAUUUAUGCAGUUGGUUCUUGGUUAUUCCAUCUUGUUUGCAAAAUUUUAUUGAAACAUUUUGGCAUUUUGAAUGGGGAAAACAAAAAUGUUAACAGUCUUCUUUCCUGUUCCCCUCUCCAGAGGAGCUGUGAACCAAAAUCAAGGUGGCCAGUUGUGUUUUAGGCUUUUUAGUAAGUAACCCAUGGUUGGUGUGUUGCCCUUGAGGGGGAGCAGGAAGGGGGAGUUCCCCUCACGUUAUCGGGGCUGCGAUCCCAGGGAGGUCGGUGUUCCCCACGCCCAAGCAUAAGUACGAGAGCACUUCUCAAAACUAAUUUUGGAAUUAUGUACCUUUUAAAAAUUUUAUAUGUCACAGAUUCCUUUCAAUAUCACAGAUACCGAGAGUGGACUGUAUUCAAAAAGGGCCGUGUUUCUGUUGGUACUUUGAGUUCCUUUUUCUAUUAGGAUUGGCACGGCUGUCUCCUAACACUCUGAACAGGUCGGGAAGCAAAGCGUCACCAGAGGUUUUGGUGUUGAACUUCCAUAGUACUUUGUUCACACACACUUUUUUAGGCCGUUCAUACCUU